CGCCUAUCCUCUGGAUGUGCAAGUUGUAUGGGUAGUGAAAUAUCUGUUCGUUUUUGCAUCCUGCUGCCCUCACUUCUCUGAAUCGGCCCGUUCUCUGCAAUGUCUCAGAAUUCCCACGGGCAUCCUCCAAUACUGCCGCCUUUUAUGGCCCAGUCGGACAGGAAAUCCUCGUCGGGCCAACACCAGGAGCCCACCCCGCCACCGAAGGUCUCCGCGUUUGUCCAGAAGCUGUAUGCCAUGCUCAAUGAUCCCCAGCUCUCCCAUCUGAUAUGGUGGAGCCGGACGUACCAAAACGACUUUACCACGUUUGCGUUACUGCCCGGAGCAGAGUUUGCGAACGCCUUAACGGGCUAUUUUAAGCACGGCAACGUUGCGUCCUUUGUGAGGCAGCUGCACAUGUACGGCUUCCACAAAGUGUGCGACAACAACCCUCCUCUUGUUCCACCUUCCAGGCCGAACGAGGGCUUGUCUGAGGAGGAGCUGAAAAAUAUGCAGGUGUGGGAGUUCCGCCACUCCACGGGGAGAUUCCGUAAGGGCGAUGAAGGGUCGCUCUGUUACAUCAAAAGACGCUCAUCGGGCACUCAGAAGGCUACGUCCGAACAGGCAACAGAGUUUGUCGCAGCGCAGUAUUAUCCCCCCCACCAGCCGCAUUAUGACCAUUUGUACCAGCCCGUGGAGUAUCAGCCCACGGUAUACAUCCCGUACCACGAUGUACCGCCGCCGCUCCCGCCCCAUCAGCAAGUAUCAUACGAGUACAACAGUCACAUAAUCUUGCCUUCCAUGCCGGACGUGGAAAACAAGUCCCGAAAUGCGACUCUUAAUACACACAUCAGCGACAACACUGAGGUUUCGUUCCAGUCGUCCUCUCGAAACAGAUAUCCGUCGGUGUUUUUGGACCCUUUAGCCCCAGCGCCGCACAUAGCACCACUCCCCCCGCAGAACCCUGUACCAUUACAGUAUUACCCCCAUUCCGACCAGCAGUACCCUCCACUGCCAGCGCCGCCACAUGUUGCGAACCAAAGACGAACGGGGUCAUAUCCCAAAAUGUCUGCGCCCCUGAUGCAGCACGAGAUACGCCUGCCGCGGUCUAUUCCUAACGAGUACUUCCCCCAGUCGCCGGCUCCACCGUCGCCGGCUCUGCCUCCCCAUCGCUUUAACACCCCCGGCUCCAGACCCGCACCUUCGCAGCCACUCACCCCACGCAGGACUACGCCGCCCCCACAACCCCCUUCCCACCAGCGCAUUAUGCAAAUGAGACCCUCUGUAUACGAUGUCCAGCACAACAUAAACUCGGUCUCCUCCAUUUCCACCGGGGGUUCCAAUUCCAUCUUUAGUAGGACCUCUGUGGGAUCCUCCAUCGUGGGGCCACCACCGUCUAUGGUGCCGCUCAUCACCGUUACAAACACACAAACUUCUAGUGGGGGUAGAAACUCCUCCAUCUCGGACCUUCUCAACUCAGAGUCCCAGUCGCACCUCCAGUCCAUCGAGCUUGCCACUCAGAAGGACACAAAGCGCUCGUUCGACUCCGAUUCUGAGCCCGAGGAAGAUUUGAUGGCCAAAAAGAAACUCAAACUCAGUUCGCUUGUCCAGGACUAACUUGUACUAUUUUUCUAGUGUAUUAGAUUAUUCCAAUUUGUUUUGAAUGCGAUAUCAAUACUCGAUGCUAAAAUGGCCGCUUACUAACCUUCUUGGUGGUGGUGCCACUUCUUUUCCGUCGCACCACCUCGUCCGAGUCCGAGUCAUCCUCAGACCGUCCAUCCUCUCCCGGAGCUGGCCUGGUGGCCUCCCGCCUCGUUUUCUCCACUUUGGCGCGGGCCUUGUCUCUGUUGGCAUUUCGCAGCUUGUUCUGCAGCGCCUGCAGCGACCGCGACUGCGGUCGUUGCGGGUUCU
Messenger RNA from Ogataea polymorpha, 1890 nucleotides. RefSeq lists its product as uncharacterized. The coding region runs from base 100 to 1596 and encodes 498 amino acids. Gene Ontology annotation, molecular function: DNA-binding transcription factor activity; sequence-specific DNA binding. NCBI's taxonomy places the organism in Eukaryota, Fungi, Ascomycota, Pichiomycetes, Pichiales, Pichiaceae. Gene Ontology annotation, biological process: regulation of DNA-templated transcription. The transcript has a single exon. The record is from RefSeq and is a predicted model, not a curated record.